Cydia pomonella (codling moth) is the source of this 2853-nucleotide messenger RNA. RefSeq names its product trimethyllysine dioxygenase, mitochondrial (gene Tmlh). The record is from RefSeq and is a predicted model, not a curated record. Gene Ontology annotation, molecular function: trimethyllysine dioxygenase activity; iron ion binding. Gene Ontology annotation, biological process: carnitine biosynthetic process. The coding region runs from base 1306 to 2445 and encodes 379 amino acids. The transcript has 8 exons. Gene Ontology annotation, cellular component: mitochondrion. Lineage: Eukaryota; Metazoa; Arthropoda; Insecta; Lepidoptera; Tortricidae.
CGGUACGCUUAGGGCCACUCACGCCACCACACUAACCCAUUAACUCAGUGGCACUUUAAAGAGCAAGCGACUUUUCAAAUCUCGUAUUUUUGAAGCUGUUUUUGUCGCGCUGUGCGGGCGGGAGUGCGUGCGUGCGAUAAGGACAACUGCAGCUCAGACAAAAAUUCACACGCAAAACUCAAAAAUCGAGGUUUCGCUCUCGACUGUUUCCUCCUCCAAAACGCAACCAAUCAUUAUGAAAUAUUGGAAACUGCAAAAGGAAGAAAUAAGCUACGCCGCUAUGUUUUAAUUUUUUGGAUAUUUCUUGAUUUUCGAGGCGUUGUAAGUUUCUUCAAAAUAAAAUAAUCCAAAAAAGCAAAACAUAGUGGCACAGAUAUUGAUGAUAUUGAUUUAAUUUGAAAAAAUCAUUGCUCUAGGUUAAAAUCCAAGGAGGAAACAGUCGAGAGCGUUUGUAUGGAAUAAUCGCAACUAGGAAUUCCUCUUAAGGGAAACCCAGAAACUUAUAAAUAGAACGGACCUCCCCGGGCGCCAAGAGUUCCUUAACCCCAGUUAUCAUCAUCGACUCAAAUCACGUCACCCACCUUGUAAGCUGGCUAAGGCCCUAAUAGAACCCGGACUCAAACUUAAAGAAAAAUGGACUUCGGAUUAACAGUCAAAGAUAGACCGAUCUAUUAGUAGCCUUAUCUCACCCGGCGUGAAAGUGAAGGGGUUCAGCCUCUCGCGACAUGAAUGGUGCAAGCUUAACAGAUUGCGGACAGGGUUCGGCCGUACCGCACAUUUUCAACAUCUUUGUGGAUGGAUCGACUCGCCCAGAUGCGAUUGCGGCGCUGAUCUCAAACUGUCCAACACGUGGUACAGGAGUGCCUCCUCAGAGCCUAUCCUGGAAACCACCAUGACCUGUUCUCACUUACUCCUGACGGCACAAUGGCUAAAAACCUUGAAUAUAAACUUGUGGCAUACCUGAUAUAUUUUUGAUUUAAUUAUGAUUUUUUAUGCAAUACGAUUAAAUUAAAUAAAGUGUAAAAUUGUACUGGUAACCAUGGUAACUCCUCGUUUAACCCUGGGUUAGUGUGAGGGUGCAAGUGGCCCUCAGCGGCGGUUGGUGAUAUAAUACAAAAUGAUGACCUCGUACACAAUUAUAAUAACCGUGAUACGUAACAAAGAUAAGGCAAACUUUGACCUCCGAAGAUAAACGUGUUUAGUAAGAUUUUAGUAUCGUCUAGUGCAGUGUAGUGCCAAGUGUUAUUUAUUUUCUCUAUCCAUUUUUAAUUUUAAAUAAUUCUUUAUAACUAAGUGUUACAAUCUAUGUACCUAUAUACUAUGGCCGAGUUUAUGAGGAUAGAAAGCGUGACCGAGACUAAAGGAGCUGUAGAGGUCAACUUUGCCAAUGGAAUGACUAUAAAAUUCGAAGAUUGCUGGCUUCGAGACCACUGCAGAUGUGUUUCGUGCUACCACGCCGACACGUACCAAAGGGCUCAGCACAUAUUGGACAUCCCCGAGGCGAAGAUAGCUGACGUUGCCUUCACCGAGACCCAGCUUGUUGUGACUUGGGACGACAACCACAAAUCCACUUAUGAAGCAGACUUCUUAAUACAAUUCAACUAUGAAACCUACAAAGAAGGGCAAAGUCUGAAGCCUGUUCUCUGGCACGGAGGAUCGGUAGCUGAGAAAAUAGCCAGGAUCCAUGUCGACAAGUUUCUGGAAACCAAGGAAGCUGCUGAGGAAGUGUUUCAGUCUCUUCUUGAUUAUGGCGUCGCGUUGAUAGAGGGGGUAGAACCAAACAUCGAAGCGACGGAGCAAGUGUGCAAAGCUCUAGGAGGGGUGCAGCAUACGAUCUUCGGCGGGAUGUGGGAGUUCACCACCAAGGCCGACCAUGCGGACACUGCCUACACUAAUCUGCCGUUAGCUGUGCAUAAUGAUAGUACCUACUUCACAGAGUCUACUGGACUCCAAAUCCUCCACUGCAUAGAACAUUUCGGCGGAGUAGGUGGUGAAACAGUACUAGUGGACGGUUUCUACGGAGCCACCCGACUGAAGGCGGAGUCUCCCGAAGACUUCAACUUUCUGACUGAGUUCGAGUUGGAAGCUGAGUAUAUAGAGGAAGGACACCAUCAUAAGUGUGCGGCGCCGGUUAUAACGGUCGAUAAGAGUACUAAGGAUAUUAAACAAAUAAGAUUCAAUGUUUACGACCGAGCUCCAAUGGCGUUUGAGGACGGAGAGGAAUGCAGGAAUUACUAUCGGGCCCUAAGAAGUCUUGCCAAGUAUUACCAGGACCCUCGAAAUCAGUGGCAGUUUAAACUUAAACCAGGCCUGGUGAUGGUGAUGGACAAUUUCCGCGUGCUGCACGGCAGAACUGGGUUCUCGGGCAAGCGCGUUCUCUGCGGCAGCUACGUGGCGCGCUCUGAUUGGCUGGAUCGGGCAAGGGCUCUGCGUCUUAUCCAAUGAUCAGUCAGCGUCAUGUUAACUGAAAUGGUCGAUAUACUUUUAUUGCGUUCACGGUGACGAUGUAAAUUAUAGUCUCGUUUUUAAAUAAAUUUGUACUUACAUUAUGUUUUACCAUUUCAGUUCGACACAGAAAAAAAAAAAACAAUUUUUUGAAACAAUAUAAUCUUACUAAAACGGUUCAAGAAUGUAAAAUUCUCAAUGUGCGCUUGCGCGAAUGUGCGUGUGUGUUUGUGUUACAGCGUGCCACGCACAUCCAUGAAUGGUGACUGCUGAUGGCUCGACCGUCUGUGUACUCGUAAAAUUCGUGUAUAUAAAGUGUUUAAAAUAUAGAAAUUGAACAAAGUGCAUCUAUUAACGAAAUUGUCAUGCUUGUGCGCAAUAAAUGAAUAUAGUAUUUUACCACAUAAA